AUGUUAUGGGUUACGUUGUUGGAACAGGCGUGUUUUCGCUUUGGCGGAAUGCGUUGUGGUAGGUGUGUGGGGGGCAUGGUUGGGCGGGUUUAUACGGCGCAGGGGUGUAGUUGUGGUUCGUUAGUGGUACCACUGGACGAGGUAGAUGUCGGCGAGUCCAGUUUAAGCAGGAUAAUGGUUGUACCAAGUACUUUUUUGUUUCGGGUUUGCUGGACGUGCUUGUGGUGCCAGGUGAUAAAUUCAGGUGAAAUUGUGUUUGAAGUAGGUAGAUAUUUUAUAUGCAAUGUCACCCUUAAAUUUUCUUUGACUGCAAAGGCGGUCGUCGCUGCAGAAGUGGUGCUAUAGACUGAGGUGGAAAGAAGUCGGCGCAUCGUGAAGACCACAAUUCGUGAUCAAUUUAAGACAAAAUAUUUUCAGAAUGGGAAAAUCUUCAAUGCUAUUUUCGUCACGGGGUUAUUUUUAUCUACAGUUUUCAACAUAUGAGGAAUUUUUAGUGAUAGCUCGAGAAAGUAGGGUAAGAUGAAGCGACUGUACGGAUUUUCUUGUGUAGGUUUGUUUUCGUUUUCUCAAUAAGGUCCGAAAAGUGUUAGAUUGUGGCUCUCGACAAAAUUAGUGAUAUAAUAUGAUCAAUACUAGACGGACUAUACACGGCCAGCGUGAAGCGAAACUGGCGAGCCACACGGGCUAUCCGUCGAUGUAGUCUGGGUAUGGUGAAGUCUCCGUUCUCCGUCCUCUCCGAGACAACAAACACAAUGCCACUGCAGCAAAUUAUAGUCGUGUGAUUUGGCCAGGUAAUCCGGUCGUGCGACGUAUUAUCAGACAAUUCAUUAGGAGAAGUUACGACUGUAACUGACUAGUACUCUGUGGAAUAUACUGCGUGGUUGAUUGUGAGCAUUGAAAAAUAAAUCAAAUGAUCGCGCGUAUUCAUACCAAGGAAGAGAAUGAAGCAUACAACAGCAGGUCUAAGUUUUAUUUUCGCGAAAGAGAUUCAUCUUCACCUACCGGACUGAGAUCAUGAAAAAAAGUCUAUACACUUUAUAGAAUACAUAGGGAAGGCAAGAUUGAAAUGCGGUAAUAAAAAGCGAUCUACGGUGGAGUGUUAAUUAGAUCUUUUUUUUACCUUCGCCGACUUUCCGCUCCCAGAAUCUUAGUCUACAUCACUCGGGUCGUAAUUGGGAACAAAGGGAAUCAGGAGGGAUAUCUAGGGAAUAUACUGAGCUUAUCAACUUGUACGUUACGAUUUGGAUUUUAUUCAGCAGGAUUUAUGACUGUAAGAAUUAUCACUCUGACAUCAAAAUCGAACAUCAUCAAUCAGAUUACAACUUCACAAGAACUUAAGACUUAUUUGGGAUUUACAACAACUUACAAUCUAGUCCAUCCAUCAUUAUUUGGGAUUUACAUUUACUUUGGGAAUAAAAUGACUACAACUUAAUAAACAUAUCGUGAAUUUUACCAACUUCUACACAGGAAGUGAAAGUCUAUUUUUAGUUUAUUUUCAUCUUGGACACGAUGAAAUUGGCUGCGAAGAGCGGAUAAUUGCGAUAGGAAAGCGAUCCUCAAUGUUUAUUUGACUUUGUAUGCGAAAUCGAUUGAUGCCCUAACUAACAGGAUUAACUAGGAUUAGGGUAAGCAUCUAUUAGAAUAACUACAGUGAUGAUGAUGAUGAUGAUGAUGAUGAUGAAUUUUCUUUUUCUUCACAUAUCCUGCCUCACACAAGAAGAAGAACAAGGACUAUCUUGAAUUUACUUUAUGCAUUUCGAGAUUAGAUUAAAUAGAAACAACGAGGUUUGUAAGUGCGACCACAUACGAGACGGAGAUGCUUGUACAAAGACAAACUAGUUGUAUCCUGGGUGGAUGCGGAACCACCAUAAAAGCGAUGACUCUAGUAGUAACGACUGAAAAAUCUCCUGCUUCCCCGAACCAAUAAUUCGUAAAGAUGUCCUCACCUUCCCCAACGUCGAUCAGAAAAGGUUGACGACUGCACCUUUUUGGACAUCAUUCCAGGCACCCUCGGGAACCCCUUUUUCUAUGCUUGAAGAUGAGUCUAAUGGAAUUAAGAACGAACUCUAAUCUACGAAAUAAACCUCAAAACAAUGAGAAACAUCCUAAGAAAAAUAGUCCAAAUCCACAUAUCCCUGAGAAUAUUGAUCCAAUUAUUUCCUACUCAAUCUGAGAAGAAAUGAAUAGAUGAAUAUUGCACCAGCGUGAUACUGGUGGCUGUCUUGAACUAGUAUAGGGAAAGACGAACAUGCCAGGUACUAGAGUUGAAAAAUUUGUAGUGUUCGAAAUACCGUGAAC
Amoebophrya sp. A25 is the source of this 2298-nucleotide messenger RNA. The record is from the annotation of a GenBank genome assembly. Lineage: Eukaryota; Dinophyceae; Syndiniales; Amoebophryaceae.